Messenger RNA from Eurytemora carolleeae, 2214 nucleotides. RefSeq lists its product as uncharacterized. The transcript has 8 exons. Lineage: Eukaryota; Metazoa; Arthropoda; Copepoda; Calanoida; Temoridae. The record is from RefSeq and is a predicted model, not a curated record. Bases 35 to 1933 code for a protein of 632 amino acids.
UUGUCAGUUACUGCUCAACCUGCAUUAGGGAACCAUGAGGGUUAAGGUUUUAGCACUUGUAUUUUUGAUCGGUGCAUCAUGGGCCAAACCAAGCCCGGACUUUGGAACAGAACAUGAUCAUGAUCACGAUCAUGAUCAUAAUGAACAGUCCAGCGCUGACGAGUCUACUCCUGCAGUUCCUGAGAAACAGUGCGAGCUUGUUCGUUCCUCCCAGGCCACUUCUCCUGAAUGCUUCCUGGAACCUGAAUGCAACAAUGUUUGUCAACAAGAUACAAAACAGGUGUGCACUCCGUACCAGGAUCAAGUAUGCCGGAAUGAAACCUUCACGAAGUGUGAUAUCGUGAAUGAGCAGAAGUGUGAGACUGAGUAUGAAACCCAGUAUGAUACUCAGUGUACUACCACCAAUGAGCAGCAAUGCAAUACAGUUUUGAAGAACCAAUGUUCAACUGUGAACGAACAGAAGUGUAGCACCAGGUAUGAAACUAAAACUGAGCAGAAGUGUACAACUGUCUCGGAGAAGCAGUGUCAGACCGUAUCCCAACCUGACUGCAGAACCAUACCAGACACACAGUGCACCGUAGAGAACGUCAAGAAGAUCCAGCAGAAGUGUGCCACCGUGAACAAGCAGCAGUGCGUGAACGUUAACGAGGUUGUGUACGACACCCAGGUUCAGGAGGUGGUUGAGGAGCAGUGCCGUCAGGUUCCAGAUAAAGAAUGUGUUGUUCAGACCGUAAAUAAACCCCAGUCUGUAAACUCUACGGAGUGCAAGGAUGCAGUAGAGACCAAGUGCACGACUGUAAACGAGAUUGUCAACGAGCAGGUCUGCAACACUGUCUCAGAGAAGGUUUGCAGGAAGGUUCCACAGAAAAGCGUUCAGACUGUUCAGGAUACCAAAUGUGAGACCGUAUACGAGGAUGCCUGCACUACUGUAACCAAGGAAGAAUGUCAGACUGUGUAUGAAACUAAAUGUGAGACUCAAUACCUCGCUACUCCCCAGAAUGAUUAUGACAGCUAUGGAAGUCCUAUUGGCAAUGUUUUCAGGAAGAAGAGACAAGUUUAUGAUUCCUAUGGAGCUCCUCAAGCCCCGGUUAUUAAUAUCCCAGCUCUUCCAAACCUUCCAGUAUCCUGCGCCCCUGGCAGCCCUGGAUGUCAGCAGGAUACAACCCAGAACUGCCGCGAAGUACCUCGUCAGUCCUGUCAGCAGGUUCCCUCCCAGCAGUGCAGUAAGGUAGCUAGGCAGGCCUGUAGACCAGUAUCUAGGCAGGUGGAGAGUGUAGAGUAUGUAGAUGAAUGUACUGAUGUACCCAGGCAACAAUGCCAGACUGUUUCCAAGAAUGUUCCCCGUCAGCAAUGUGUUCCAACUCCAGUAAAGCAGUGUAGGUGGGUACUCAAGACCUACAACCGUCAGGAGCAGGUUCAGCAGUGCAGAGAUAUCGUAAGGAACGAGUGCACCAAGGUUCCCAGACAGGUUUCCAGGAAGGUUCCAAGAACUGUAUCCAGACAACAAUGCAAAACUGUUCCUUCCACCGAAUGCCAGGAUAUCGAGGUUAAUGUACCGGAGAAGAAAUGCCAAACCGUCCAGAGAAAUGUUUGCCAGGACGUUCAGUCCCAGCAGUGCCAAGAUGUACCCAAGCAGGUAUGCAGACCAGUGACUACAUCAGUCCCACGCCAGGAGUGUGUAAACGUUCCACGUCAAGUUUGCAACCAGGUUCCAGAACAACAGUGUGUAACCGUUCCAAAACAAAACUGUCAGCAGGUUCCUAAACAAGUCUCAAAGAACGUCUGCAAAACUGUUCCAAGAAAUGUGUGUGGCACCUAUCCUGUAGAGAAGUGUGAGCAGGUCACCAGGCAGAACUGCGAGCAAGUCAGCUUUGACAGCUGUAAUCAGCAGUGCGAGGAUGUCUACUGGUGCAAGGAGUGUGUUAUUGUUUAAAUUUGUUUUUAAAACUUCUUCUAAUUCUUUCAUGAUAAGAUAGGAGGUCUCUACAUUUGCAACAGCUGAUCACAGCGCUUUAAUUUCAAUUUAUACUUAACAGACUUGAAAUAUUAUUAAUUUUUUUUUUGCCAAAUCUGUUGCGGAGAUUGAAAACUCUCCUUGAAUAUUUGAAUGCGAGGUUAAUGUUUAGCCUGGCAUGAAUCUCAUAUUAUGAAUCUCACUACAUGUAUACUUUUACCAGUUUAAAAAUAUGAACGUAUAAUAAAACUAUAUGUAUA